AUGGCCGGAGAGAUCCGCCAGCCCAUAGACAUUGCCGCCUUGGAGAAGUAUGUCAAGGACAACGUACCGGAGAUCAAGACCCCUCUCAAAGUGAAGCAGUUCGGCUUCGGCCAAUCCAACCCCACCUACCAGCUCACUUCCCCCAAUGGCGCGAAAUACGUCAUGCGCAAGAAGCCCCCAGGCACACUCCUCUCCAAAACAGCGCACCAAGUUGAGCGGGAGUACCGCAUAAUACACGCGCUUGAGAGGACGGACGUACCGGUACCGAAAGCGUACUGUCUAUGUGAGGAUGCCGGGGUGGUGGGGACGCCGUUCUACAUCAUGGAGUUCAUGGAUGGGAGGAUUGUGACGGAGGCGUGGUUCCCGGAUGUUAGCGUGGAGGAGAGGACGGAAAUGUGGCGAUCCGCAAUUCUUACCCUUGCCUCCCUCCACCGCGUUCCUCCCUCAUCCGUCAAUCUCUCCAAUUUCGGCAAAAGCUCUGGCUUCUAUGACCGUCAACUCAAAACGUUUGGCACGAUCUCCCUAGCACAAUCUCACGCUGUAGAUGUAGACACGAAAAUUCCCGUGGGCAAGAUCCCGCAUUUCGACGACAUGGUUUCCUUUUUCUCCGAAAAGCCGCUCCAACCACAAGACCGUGCCACGUUGGUACACGGUGAUUAUAAGAUUGACAACCUCGUCUUUCAUAAGACCGAGCCGAGGGUGAUUGGGAUCCUAGAUUGGGAGAUGGCGACGAUUGGACAUCCGCUGAGCGAUUUGGUGAACCUGACGGGGCCGUAUUCGUGGAUGAGGACCCCUGCGUUACCUUCCGUACAAUCAGCGCAGCAAUCCAUCGAGAUAGGCCAUGGGACUGCGCAGCCAGAAUUCACGCCAGGAGUAAUACCUGGUUUGCCAACAUUGGAGCAGUGUUUGAAGUGGUAUGCGGAAGCAGCCGGUUGGGAUCCUGCUCCUGAUCUGGGAUGGGGAAAUGCUUUUGGGGGAUUUAGAGGGGCGGUGAUUAUGCAGGGUAUUGCUGCGAGAUAUGCGUUAAGGCAGGCGAGUGGAAAGACCGCGAAGACGUAUGUCGCGCAAAUGGGGCCGUAUGGGGAAUGGGCUUGGGGUAUGGUUGAGAACCUGAAGAAAGAAAAGGAGGCAGAAAAGACAAGGCAAAGCACAAAAGCAAGAUUAUGA
Messenger RNA from Endocarpon pusillum Z07020, 1167 nucleotides. RefSeq lists its product as uncharacterized. Lineage: Eukaryota; Fungi; Ascomycota; Eurotiomycetes; Verrucariales; Verrucariaceae. The transcript has 3 exons. Bases 1 to 1167 code for a protein of 388 amino acids. The record is from RefSeq and is a predicted model, not a curated record.